UGAUGUGGUUCUGGGCUUCUGGCAGCUGCCAUCGGAUUCUUUUAGAACGUAAAGUGGUUUGUUUAUGCAGCACUACUUUUGUAUACAUCCGACAAUUUUGGUCACAAACUAAGAUCGUCGUUUUCUACUCGUUUUCUUUUAGCUCGCUUCACAGUCCGUUGCAGUGUAUCUUUUUCUAAACCGAGUGUGUCCCCGGCUAUUGUUUGGAUUUUCGGUUCCGAUGGAUGAGACGGGUUUGUGUAUUCUUUUGGAUCUAUUUUUUGUGAAUGGUCGUGCUGCGGCUUUCUUGGCUUUGCCCGGCCGCCAUCUUGAAUUUUAAUGUUAAUUUUUUUAUUUUUAUUUUUUAAUCUGAGUUUCCUGUGAUAUUUAUUUGUUUACGGUGUUGUACAUUUUUUCGGAUUACAACUGUGCCAUUUUUUUCGUGUAUGCGUUUGCAAUUUUUGACCGGUUCCAGCUUCAUUAAAGCCACGUCUUCCCCACUCAAGACCGUUUGUUCACCUCUGAGACUAAAUGAACCUGGACCGGGGGGCUUGUGGGCAUGAAGUGGCUGGGCGAAUCCAAGAACAUGGUGUUAAAUGGCAGACGACACGGAAACAAGUUAACCGGCGAGCAGUCUGUGAGCCAGACUCGCUCUCAGCACUUACAGCGGACCUCCCUGCGCCCCAGCAAAACCCUUCCCAGGAACCGGCGAUGUAGCCGAAGAUUUAAUGCGGCCAGUCUGGAGUCGGAGAGGCGCUAUGUGCCCUCGUCGGGGAUGACUGCCAAGGAGUUGUGUGAGAACGACGAUCUGACCACAAGUCUGAUCCUGGAUCCGUACCUGGGCUUUCAAACUCACAAAAUGAACACCAGGUUUCGUCCAGUUAAGGGAAGGCAGGAGGAGCUGAAGGAGAUCAUUGAGCGCUUCAAAAAACACGACAACCUGGAGAAAGCUUUCAGAGCUCUGACGAUAGGCGACUGGUCCCGACAUCUCUUCCUCCAUAAGACCAAAGCUCAAGAGAAGCUCUUCAAGCAACACGUCUUUGUGUAUCUGCGGAUGUUUGCCACGGAUAGUGGCUUUGAGAUCCUCCCUUGUAAUCGCUAUUCUUCAGAGCAAAAUGGUGCAAAAAUUGUGGCAACGAAGGAAUGGAAAAGAAAUGAUAAGAUCGAGUACCUGGUGGGAUGCAUCGCAGAGCUUUCUGAGAGCGAGGAAAACAUGCUGCUCAGGCACGGCGAGAACGACUUCAGCGUCAUGUACUCCACCCGCAAGAACUGUGCACAGCUCUGGCUGGGUCCCGCUGCUUUCAUCAAUCACGAUUGUCGGCCAAACUGUAAGUUUGUAUCGACUGGACGGGACACGGCCUGCGUCAAGGUUCUGAGGGACAUUGAACCCGGGGAGGAGAUAUCAUGUUACUACGGUGAUGGCUUCUUUGGUGAAAACAAUGAAUUUUGUGAGUGCUACACAUGCGAAAGACGAGGUACUGGUGCUUUCAAAUCCAAAGCUGGACUGCCAGCGGAAGUACCAGUGAUCAACAGCAAGUACGGGUUGCGGGAGACUGAUAAACGUCUCAACAGGCUGAAGAAGCUCGGAGAAGGAAACAGGAGUUCGGACAGUCACUCAGUAGGCUCCCACACGGAUGUAGAUUCUCAGGAAAUGCCAAAAACGCAUCAGUCUGUCAGAAAACAAAAUUCUUCUGGCAUGAAGUUUAAAAACAGGACUCAAAGCAGUCAGACAUUGUCCAGAGCCCUCACUACCUCAUGUUCAAAACAAAGUCGAUUAAACCAUAACAGGGUACCAAAGAGACUAAAAUCGAACUCCAAGCCUUCACUAAGUAAAGUCCGAUUACGGAGUCACAGGCGAGUUGGUGAGCCCAAAGCGUUGGCCAAAGCAGAGACUUGCCAGUUGGGUCUCAGGGACUCCAAGGUCUCAACGUGUAAAGGCGUUACUAUCAAGAAAGAGAAGGACGGACAAGAGCUGCUGCAGCAGACGUUAGGCCAGCAGGGCUGUCUGACACGUCACGCUGCAAAGGAGAAUGGCGACCUUCUCAGAGCGCGAGGCAGUGAGGGCAGCCAGUCUUCAAACUGCAGGAUUCGUAGGUCCACUAGGACACUUGUAAAAGCUCAAGAAAUGGCAGCUGGACUCAAGCUGGAGCCCAGUGCUCUGCACGGCUUGAACCCAGUUCCGGGUGGAGUUGUGGUUAAAACUGAGCCAGGUGAUGCGGAGGUCUACAUGCACCACAGAGUGGGGCUGGAGCAGCAGGCUUUGGACUCGGGCUACACCAGGAGGCGCUCAUGCACCAGACUGAAGCAGCUGACUCAGCUUAGGUCUGAGCGGACAAUUAAAUGUGAGAACUUGUAUGGCGAGUCGUUCAUGCCGGUCACUGCCCGCCACUCUACCAACUUCUCAGACUGCGGUAACAUGCUGCUGAGCUUCUCUGACCGACACUACAAUGGCGCAGCAAACGGCAGCAAAUCCCUCCGCAGGGACAAGGGAAAGAGCGGCUGCCGGUCGCAGAAUAAGGGGAAGAAGAAGCGUCGGAUCACACGAUACGAUGCGCAGCUGAUCCUGGAGAACAAUAUGGGCAUCCCCAAACUGACACUCCGCCGGCGACGGGACAGCAGCAGCAGCAAGACCAGCGACCCCAAUGACGCCAUUGGCUCUUCCAACUUUUCUGCUUCCACAGUCAACUCGGCUUCUUCCAGCAAGAUAAGCAUAAAGUUCAGCAAGGACCACGACAAGGACAAGGGUGGCUCGUACAUCGCCAAACUGAACAAUGGCUUUGCCCCCGUGGUCCACAACAGUGGCACCAAGCUGAAGAUCCAGCUGAAGAGAGAGGACGACUCGCAGAGAAUAUCCCAGACAAAGCCGGACAAGAUGUGCUACAACGGGGACGUGGGACAGAGUCUGGAGGCCCGGAACGGCGGGCACCGAACCCAAAAGGUGAUGGCGGAGCCUUCCUCAGACGAUGACGACGAGGACGAGGAUGAUGACGAUGACGACUAUUUUGACAAUGAGUUUGAAGAUGAUUUCAUUCCACUUCCUCCUGCAAAGCGUCUCCGGCUAAUUUUGGGGAAUGACUCCAUAGACAUCGAUAUCUCCUCCAGGAGGAGAGAGGAUCAGUCUCUGAGGCUCAAUGCAUAAACUGUGGAGCUCACAGCUCCCGCCGCUUCCUGUAAAUAAUGACUCUUUGAUCAACUGUUGUGUUGAUGUAAAAGAAGUACAGUAAUUUAAAACAAAACAA
Molecule: messenger RNA, 3218 nt
Organism: Thalassophryne amazonica
Lineage: Eukaryota; Metazoa; Chordata; Actinopteri; Batrachoidiformes; Batrachoididae
Gene: kmt5b
Product: lysine methyltransferase 5B
Exons: 10
Coding region: 539-3118 (859 amino acids)
Cellular component (GO): nucleus
Molecular function (GO): histone H4K20 methyltransferase activity; protein binding
Source: RefSeq, a predicted model, not a curated record